ACACUUCCGUUUGCAUCCUUGCUUUGCCAUGGCUUGAGCCCGCCCCUGGGGAUGGGGUCCGCUGGGUUGGCACGUCUGCAGGGCCUCUUUGCGGUCUACAAACCGCCAGGGCUCAAGUGGCUGCACCUGCGCGAUACUGUGGAGCGGCAGCUGCUUAACGGUCUCAAUGCUGGAAAGCCUCCUGCCCCUGAACAGCGUGUUCGAUUCCUGUUGGGCCCUGUGGAAGGCAGUGAAAAGAAGGAGUUGAUGCUCACAGCCAUGAGUGUGCCCAGCCUUACCACUCACAGGCUCGUCCGUGGACCAGCAUUCACCAGCCUGAAGAUUGGCGUAGGACACCGUCUGGAUGUCCAGGCUUCUGGAGUGCUAGUGCUCGGCGUGGGACAUGGAUGCAGACUCCUCACUGACAUGUACGAUGCUCACUUUACCAAGGAUUACAUGGUGCGUGGUCUCCUGGGUAAAGCCACAGACAACUUCUGUGAAGAUGGGCGGCUGGUGGAGAAGACAACAUAUGACCAUGUGAGCAGAGAGAAGCUGGACAGGAUCCUGGCUGUGAUCCAAGGCUCCCAUCAGAAGGCACUGGUGAUGUACUCCAACCUGGACCUGCAGUCCCAGGAGGCCUAUGAGAUGGCCGUGGGAGGCAUGCUCCGGCCCAUGAAUAAGUCCCCAAUGCUCAUCACUGGCAUCCGGUGCCUACACUUUGAACCUCCAGAAUUCCUCCUAGAGGUGCAGUGUAUGCAUGAGACACAGCAGCAGCUGCGGAAGUUGGUACAUGAAAUUGGCCUGGAGCUGAAGUCCAGUGCUAUCUGCAGACAAGUGCGGCGUACCCGCGAUGGCUUCUUCACGCUGGACGAUGCUCUCCUGAGGACUCAGUGGGACCUACAUAGCAUCCAGGAUGCCAUCCAGGAUGCUGCCCCACGGGUGGUGGCAGAGCUGAGAAAGAACCUGAGGUCAGGGGUAGACAGCCAGCAGCUUCCUAGUGCUGAGCAACCCCAGCACUCAAAAGGCCCCAGCUCCACUGUGCAAGGAGGGAGCUGUGCAAAGCAUUGAAAGGCCAGGCAGCUGGUGCGUGCAUAGUCGUUGAGUAAGGAAAAAGGCUCUGUGUUCAAGAGCCAGAGCUGGGUACUACACAAAAAUAAGCGUGAGGGCUGGGCAUGGUGGCACAUGCCUGCAAUCUCAGUACUUGGGAGGUGGAGGCAGGAGGAUUAAAAAAAAAAAAAAAAAAAAA
This is a messenger RNA of Jaculus jaculus (lesser Egyptian jerboa), 1225 nucleotides long. It is a transcript of the gene Trub2, whose product is annotated as TruB pseudouridine synthase family member 2. Gene Ontology annotation, molecular function: RNA binding; pseudouridine synthase activity. Gene Ontology annotation, biological process: RNA processing; pseudouridine synthesis. NCBI's taxonomy places the organism in Eukaryota, Metazoa, Chordata, Mammalia, Rodentia, Dipodidae. The record is from RefSeq and is a predicted model, not a curated record. The transcript has 8 exons. The coding region runs from base 52 to 1047 and encodes 331 amino acids.